This is a messenger RNA of Chrysochloris asiatica (Cape golden mole), 724 nucleotides long. RefSeq names its product fibroblast growth factor 20 (gene FGF20). NCBI's taxonomy places the organism in Eukaryota, Metazoa, Chordata, Mammalia, Afrosoricida, Chrysochloridae. Gene Ontology annotation, biological process: regulation of cell migration; fibroblast growth factor receptor signaling pathway; positive regulation of protein phosphorylation. The record is from RefSeq and is a predicted model, not a curated record. The transcript has 3 exons. Bases 6 to 641 code for a protein of 211 amino acids. Gene Ontology annotation, molecular function: fibroblast growth factor receptor binding; growth factor activity. Gene Ontology annotation, cellular component: cytoplasm.
CCUUCAUGGCUCCCUUAGCCGAAGUCGGGGGCUUCCUGGGCGGCUUGGAGGGCUUAGGCCAGCAGGUGGGCUCGCAUUUCCUCCUGCCUCCUGCGGGAGAGCGGCCGCCCCUGCUGGGCGAGCGCCGGGGAGCGGUGGAGCGCGGCGCCCGCGGCGGGCCAGGGGCCGCGGAGCUGGCACACCUGCACGGUAUACUGCGCCGCCGCCAGCUCUACUGCCGUACCGGCUUCCACCUGCAGAUCCUGCCCGACGGCAGCGUGCAGGGCACGCGGCAGGACCACAGCCUCUUUGGUAUCUUGGAAUUCAUCAGUGUGGCUGUGGGAUUAGUCAGUAUUAGAGGUGUGGACAGUGGUCUUUACCUUGGAAUGAAUGACAAAGGAGAACUCUAUGGAUCAGAGAAAUUGACUUCUGAAUGCAUCUUUAGGGAGCAGUUUGAAGAGAACUGGUAUAAUACCUACUCCUCCAAUAUCUAUAAACAUGGAGACACUGGCCGCAGGUAUUUUGUGGCGCUUAACAAAGAUGGAAGUCCCAGAGAUGGUGCCAGAUCCAAAAGACAUCAGAAAUUUACACAUUUCCUUCCUAGACCAGUGGAUCCAGAAAGAGUUCCAGAAUUGUACAAGGACCUACUGUUAUACAGUUGAAGUAUGGCAAUCUUUACAGGAACACCAAACCACAAUCUUGUCACAAUUUCCAUGGCAAAAAUAAUAACCCAGGAAGACAUUCA